Molecule: messenger RNA, 2913 nt
Organism: Tripterygium wilfordii
Lineage: Eukaryota; Viridiplantae; Streptophyta; Magnoliopsida; Celastrales; Celastraceae
Exons: 1
Biological process (GO): DNA integration
Molecular function (GO): RNA-DNA hybrid ribonuclease activity; nucleic acid binding
Source: RefSeq, a predicted model, not a curated record
AUGUGUGUCGACUAUAGAGACCUUAAUCGCGCAAGCCCGAAGGAUAACUUCCCUCUUCCUCACAUUGAUGUUUUAGUGGAUAAUACAGCCAGACAUUCUACCUUCUCUUUCAUGGAUGGAUUUUCGGGUUACAAUCAGAUCAAGAUGGCACCAGAAGAUCGCGAGAAAACAACUUUUAUUACUCUAUGGGGAACUUUCUGUUAUAAAGUCAUGCCUUUUGGUUUGAAGAAUGCCGGUGCCACUUAUCAAAGGGCCAUGGUCACUUUGUUUCAUGAUAUGAUGCAUAGAGAAGUUGAAGUAUAUGUCGAUGAUAUGAUAGCAAAAUCCAAAGAAGGUGAAGAUCAUAUUGUGAAUCUCCAGAAGUUGUUUGAUCGAUUAAGGAAGCAUCAAUUGAAGUUGAAUCCAGCUAAGUGCACAUUUGGGGCAACCUCGGGGAAGUUGUUAGGUUUCAUUGUAAGCAGGAAAGGAAUCGAAGUAGAUCCUGAUAAAGUGAAGGCGAUCUUGGAGAUGUCACCCCCUCGGACAGAAAAGGAGGUUAGGGGUUUCUUGGGAAGAUUGAAUUACAUUGCCAGAUUCAUUUCACAGUUGACGGCUACUUGUGAACCUAUCUUUAAAUUGUUGCGUAAAAGUAACUCUACUGAGUGGAAUGAAGAUUGUCAGGUAGCCUUCGAAAAGAUCAAGCAAUACUUGAAAAGUCCUCCAGUGUUGAUGCCUCCUGUGGCUGGCAGGCCGCUUAUUCUCUAUUUGACUGUCUCAGAUAGUUCGAUGGGAUGUGUGCUCGGACAACAUGACUCAUCAGGAAGGAUAGAGCAUGCCAUUUAUUACUUAAGCAAGAAGUUUACCAGUUGUGAAGCAAAUUAUUCGAUGUUAGAGAAGACUUGUUGCUCGUUGGUUUGGACUGCGCAUCGACUUAGACAAUACAUGCUUUAUCACACUACAUGGUUGAUUUCCAGGAUGGAUCCUAUCAAGUACAUUUUUGAGAAACCUUCUCUUUCAGGGAGGAUAGCUAAAUGGCAAAUGUUAUUAUCAGAAUAUGAUAUUUUAUAUGUCACACAGAAGGCAACCAAGGGGAGUGCAAUAGCAGAUUAUUUGGCAGAGGGAGCGAUUGAUGAUACUCAAACUAUGGAUUUGAAAUUUCCAGAUAUUGAUGUCAUGACUGUGUCGAUAGAAGAAGAGAAUCAAAAGAAUUUGGCAAAAUGGACUAUGUUGUUUGAUGGCGCUUCUAAUAUUAUAGGAUGCGGAAUUGGUGCAGUGUUAAUAUCACCUGAAGAGAAGGUUAUACCGUUUACAGCUAAGUUGUAUUUCGAAUGUACCAACAAUGUGGCUGAGUAUGAAGCAUGUACGAUGGGAAUUCAAGCUGCCAUUGAUAUGGGGAUUAGGAGGCUACAGGUUUAUGGUGAUUCACAGUUGGUGAUUAGGCAAUUGAAUGACGAAUGGGAAACCAAAGAUGACAAGCUUAUUCCAUACUACCAGCAUAUCAAAAAAUUAAUCAAGUUUUUUGAUUGGGUGGAGCUGGAUUAUAUCCCAAGGGGAGAAAAUCAAAUAGCAGAUGCUCUGGCAACUCUGGCAGCAAUGUUUGAUGUAGACCCAAAAGGGGAAGUGCAGGUGAUUAAAAUCGAGAAACGAGAAGUUCGAGGUUACUGUUUAAAUUUGGAGGGAGAGCCUGAUGGUAAACCGUGGUAUCAUGAUAUUCAACAGUACAUUGAGAAGAAGGAAUAUCCAUCAGGAGCAUCAGAAAAUGAUAAGCGUACCAUCAGGAGAUUGGCGGGAUCUUUCUUCUUGAGUGGAAAUGUUCUUUAUAAAAGGAAUGAUGGGAUAGUUUUCUUACGAUGUGUUGAUAUUGCUGAGGCUAAGCAAAUCAUGGAGGAAAUUCAUGAAGGGAUAUGUGGGACUCAUUCUAGUGGAUAUGCAAUGGCAAGGAAGAUUAUACGUGCAGGGUAUUAUUGGUUAACCAUGGAGAGGGAUUGUAUAAGUUAUGCAAAUAGAUGCCACAAGUGUCAGAUUAAUGCAGACAGGACACAUGUUCCCGUUAAUCCAUUACAUGUGUUGACGUCACCAUGGCCUUUCUCUAUGUGGGGAUUAGAUGUCAUCGGUUCAAUUGAGCCAAAGGCUUCUAAUGGGCAUCGUUUCAUUUUGGUUGCCAUUGAUUAUUUUACCAAAUGGGUGGAGGCUGCUUCAUAUUCUAAUGUGACGAGUAGCGUGGUUGUUCGGUUUUUGAGGAAAGAGAUUGUUUGUCGAUAUGGAGUCCCGGAAAGAAUUAUUACUGAUAAUGGCACGAAUUUCAAUAGCAAAAUGGUGAAAGGUUUUUGUGACCAGUUCAAAAUUCGUCAUCAUAAUUCAACGCCAUACCGACCAAAGAUGAAUGGGGCUGUUGAGGCGGCGAAUAAGAAUAUCAAGAAGAUCAUCAGGAAGAUGACAGAGAAUUACAAAGAUUGGCAUGAGAAGCUCCCUUUUGCUCUAUAUGGUUAUCGGACAUCAAUACGCACAUCUACCGGGGAGACUCCUUUCUCUUUGGUGUAUGGUAUGGAAGCAGUUUUGCCUAUCGAAGUGGAGAUUCCAUCCCUUCGAGUAGUUCUGGAGGCAGGUUUGGAAGAAUCAGAAUGGACUCGAACGAGAUAUGAGCAGUUGAAUUUGAUAGAAGAACGAAGAUUAAGAGCAAUUUGCAAAGGGCAAUUGUAUCAAAGAAGAUUGAUGAAAGCACAUAAUAAGAAAGUUCGGCCUCGCAGCUUCAGGGGGGGAGAGUUAGUGUUGAAGAUGAUUUUGCCACCUCAAAAGGAUCACCGAGGGAAGUGGACACCGAAUUAUGAGGGACCAUAUGUGGUGAAAAAAGCUUUUGAAGGAGGAGCAUUAAUAUUGACAAGAAUGGAUGGAGAAGAAUUGCCUAAUCCGGUGAAUGCAGACGCCAUCGAAAAG